Molecule: messenger RNA, 1209 nt
Organism: Closterium sp. Naga37s-1
Lineage: Eukaryota; Viridiplantae; Streptophyta; Zygnematophyceae; Desmidiales; Closteriaceae
Source: the annotation of a GenBank genome assembly
AUGGCGAACAAAGGAGAGAAGUCGGUGGUCGACCAAGGUCAGACUGUCGAGAGUGUUCUCGCUCCACCUCCGGCUCCUCCUGUUGCACCUGCUGUUGCUCCAGUGGCUCCCGCAGCACCUCCCGCAGCACCUCCCGCCGCUGUUGCGGCGUCAGCGAAUUUCAUGCCGCCUGCAGCUGCUGUCCCGCUGAGCCAGUCUCACGAGGUCUCCGCCUCUGGCGCGACACUUCCUGCCGCGCAGCCGACGAAAGUGCCGCUGCAGCAAGACCAGGCCGCUGUUGCGGGUCCUGUGCUGGGGACAGCGGUUGGGUGCCGGCCCUGGUUCUGCUCACAAUUUGACCCCCGCGGCCGCGCCUGGCGGCGUUGCGGGGGGUCAAGCGGCAUCGCAUCGGGGUCGCGGUUCUCCCCAUCGUAUCGAUCGGCGCCUCGCGGUGGGCGUGGUGGCUGGUGGGGAGGUCGCGGUCGCGGGCGCGGCGAGAUGAACGAAAUGCAGCAAUUGCGCGCAAACUUCCCGAGGAAAUUGGCUGCGGCAAUGCGUGCGGCUCUGGCAGGCGCGCCGAACACGGACGGGGCGCAGGCUCCUGCCCAUGCAGCAUCCGUCCCUACUGUUCCCGAGCGGGGUCCCCCGCCUCCAACCGCGGCUCAGGCCCCGCAAACACAGCCGUACGCGCACUUCCCUGCUCCAGCUGUUGUGCAUGCACCUCCAGCCGCCACGCGUCCUGUCUCUGCGGCUCCGUAUCCCGACUUGCCGUGGAUUCCUGCUGUGGCGGGCAUGGGAUUUGUGGGGGCGGGAGGCGGAGAGGCGAGGGGGCAGUUCAUCCCGCGUCGUCGUCUUGCUGAUGUUCCCGUUGCGCCACCUCCCCCCUCUCUUCCCGUAGUGCCCACGGCGACUCUUGGGCAGCUCUGGUAUUUGGUGAAGUGUCAGCAGUCCCUGACACUGAUUUUGGUGAAUGCACACUUUGCCAUUCUCCAGAGCCCAGGGAGCACUCUCAAUCCAUGUGAGAGAGCAGAAUGCUUGACAGCGGCUUCGCAAUCUGUCGUCCUCCUCCUACCCGUGCUGGCACCGCCCGCGACGGGAGACGUAGUGGUCUCGCAGCUGGACGAGACGGUCCAGGGUCUGACAGGACACCUCCGUGGUGGAGGCGGGAUUGAAGUUGCCGCGCACACGAGCGCUGGCGGCUCAGCGCUUACCAUUUCUGCAACAAAAUGA